Messenger RNA from Amaranthus tricolor (Joseph's coat), 6777 nucleotides. RefSeq names its product pentatricopeptide repeat-containing protein At1g06143. Bases 127 to 1866 code for a protein of 579 amino acids. Gene Ontology annotation, molecular function: protein binding; RNA binding. Gene Ontology annotation, biological process: RNA modification. The record is from RefSeq and is a predicted model, not a curated record. NCBI's taxonomy places the organism in Eukaryota, Viridiplantae, Streptophyta, Magnoliopsida, Caryophyllales, Amaranthaceae. The transcript has 2 exons.
ACAUAUUCAAGUAGCUUAAACAACCAUAUACCAUGUGUGUGAAUCAUAAAUAUAAUUGUUGUUUUACUUGAUGAACUAAACACAUCCAUAAUAAAUCUCAUCUACAAAAUCACCCACUGGCCAUUAAUGGCGCCAAUGGUCUUUCAAAGCUUCCGGAAAAACCCAACUUUCCUGCACCAUUUUGUUCUGUUUGCAUCUGCGCAUACUGAAAAACUAUUACACACGGAUAACUUAGUAGCUCAUUUGAAGAACUGCUCAAAUUUUCCGGCUCUACAGUCCCUUCAAGCCUCGAUGAUCAAAACCAAUAUAAUCGAAGAUUAUUAUGCAAUGACCCAAUUUAUCAGGGUUUGUUCUUCCCUUAAUCAUAUAGAAUAUGCAUAUUCAGCUGUUACCCAGAUGAAAUCACCUAAUAUUAUCGUCUAUAAUUCAUUGAUCAGAGGGGAAAUUGAUUGGGGAAGAACAAUUCAAGCUCUGAAAUUAUACAUGAAAAUGCUGAGAAUACAAAUAUACCCAACUAGUUAUACUAUAUCUCCAUUAAUAAAGGCUUGUGGUCAAGCAUUUUAUGCAAAAACUGGGGAAAAUCUUCAUUGUCAUGUAUGGAAAAUGGGAUUUGAUGGUCAUCUUUUUGUUAUGACUGCAAUGGUUGAUUGUUAUGGGAAACUUGGUAAAAUUAUUGAAGCACAGAAGGUGUUCAAUGAAAUGCCUGAGAGAGAUUCUUACGCAUGGAGUACCAUAGUGUCUGUUUAUGCUCGAUGUGGACAUAUGGCUUCAGCUAGGUGCUUGUUUGAUGAGAUGCCUGAGAGGAAUGCUACAGCAUGGAAUUCUAUGAUUGAUGGGUAUGCGAGAUUGGGGGAUGUUGAGGGUGCGGAAUUGUUAUUUGAUCGAAUGAGUAAAAAGGAUUUGAUUUCAUGGACUACUAUGAUCACAUGCUAUACUCAAAGCAAGGACUAUAAAAAGGCCUUAUCUUUCUUUGAUGAGAUGAUGAAGAAUGGAAUUUUCCCUGAUAAGAAAACAUUAGCAAUAGUUGUUUCGUGUUGUGCUCAUAUGGGAGCUCUUGUUUUAGGAAAGAAGAUUCAUUUCUAUAUAACGUGUCAUGGAUUUUCACUCGAUGUUUACAUCGGGUCUGCGUUGGUUGACAUGUAUGCUAAGUGUGGGAGGUUAGACAGAGCAUUCUUCGUUUUUCUCAAUUUACGAGAGAAAAAUCUAUAUUGUUGGAAUUCAAUCAUCGAAGGACUUGCAGCUCACGGGCAUGGCAAAUCAGCAAUUGCAAUGUUCCAUAAAAUGCUGGGGGAGAAUAUUAAGCCCAACGGGGUUACUUUCAUUAGUGUUCUUAGUGCGUGCACUCACGCAGGACUAGCCGAAGAAGGGCGUGAGAUAUUCCGAAGCAUGAUUAAUGAUUUUCAUAUUCAUCCGGAGAUAAAACAUUAUGGCUGCAUGGUUGAUCUACUAUGCAAAGCUAAGUGUCUUAGAGAUGCAUUAGAAUUGAUUGGUAGUAUGAAAAUUGAACCCAAUUCAGUUAUUUGGGGAGCCGUAUUGAGUGGUGCUAAGCUAUGUCGGAACUUUGAGAUUGCUGAGAUUGCCGUUAGGAAGCUAAUGGAGUUGGAGCCUGAUAACUGUGGUUACCACAGCCUUAUACUUGGUAUGUUUGCUGAAGCAAAUAGAUGGACAGAAGUAAAAAAGGUUAGGACUAUGAUGAGGGAAGUGGGUAUUAAAAAAAUUUGUCCUGGGUCUAGUUGGAUUGAAUUGCAAAAUGAAUUGCAUCAGUUUGUUGCUAAUGAUAAUCGUCACUCUGCUUCGGAUGAGAUAUACGGUUUGCUUGAUGAAUUGUACGGACAACUGAAGCAUGAUGUUAUGGCAGAGCUGUAGGUGCACUAUAUUGAAGAGGAAAUGCAAGGCUUCAAUGGUGUGCAAUGCCAGAUGAUCUUUAAGGGACCAAAUGGAUAUACAAUGCAAGACUACUCAGUUUCACUCACUUUAAGCCCUCGUCCUCCUCUUCCAAUCUAAGUUUCACUCACUUGAUUGUGGAGGAAGGAAAUCCGUUACUCUCUUGUUUCACUCACAAAAGGAAUAAUGGUUGCAAGGAAGAACCCUCAGAAAGUUACACUUUCUUUAAAAAACUUCUGUUUUAUUAAUGAUCAAUGAAUGAGACAAAACAAAAGAAAGGCAGCCUUUAUAUAGGCCAUCCACACAAAGGAAACAACUCAACCAAAAAAUAAAACAAGAAACAAGAACUUAAGAAUUUAAGACUAAGCGUGCCUAGUCACUUGUGUUGCACGUGCACUAUAGACCGUGCUCCUGAUGUGUUAGGACCAUGAAUGAAAGAUGCUUGAACCUUCAAUACUUCCUCUUGAUUAGGAGGUGAGUCCAAGGUUUCAUCCAUGUCUUUGGUCUCUGAAUUAUCUACCAAAGAGUGGUCUGAGAUGCUUGUUUCAUGGGCUGUAGAAGGUGCUGCUCCUGAAGUUGAGUCAUUGCAUACUUGGAUAGUUUCUGAGUCAUCCAAAGCUGAGUCCUUAUAAGUUGAGUUGUUUGCUAGUGUUUUCUGAAUUGAGCUCAUGCUUGGUUCAGUAGGUCAGAGAAAGUACAGUAGAAGAGAAAGGGAAUCGAAGAGAAACAUGAAUCGUAUGGACAACUAAAGCAUGAUGCUAUAAUAUAGUCGAGCAGUGUACUCCUCUGAGCUCUUAGAGUGGCUUGGUAACCCCCAAAGUGUUUACAUUUUACAACACUCAGUGUAAAUACAAGAAUAAAAUUAUAUCAUCCUCUCCCAUUACUUAUAUAGGUAAAGCAAUGCCAUUCUAGAGUACUCUCUGUAACAACCUUUAAGACAACAACGGCAACAAUGCCAAAGUCUUGAUCCAAAAGAUUGGGGUCGGCUGAUAUCAUUUCUGUCGGUCGAUCAUAUGAGUUCUUUUCUUGUAUUCAUUUUGAUUUUAAUCCAUCUCAAUCUGUAAGUCUAAAUAUUCGUAUCUCUUUCCAGUUUUGCCAUCCAAGACCAUCUCCAGUUUUCUUCGCUCUCAUUUUAAGAUCUACGAGCUUGUACUUUCUAUCUUUCUUAUUAGUUCACUCUAAUUAGAGCUCAACAGUUAUAAUAGAAGUAUUAAAAGAUUUCCUUCUAGAUCUUUUGCAUAAUAGAGUGUAAUCAGCCUAAGCUUCCUUCUUGCUUCUAAAAACUACGUGCUAGAGGCUGGGCUUAACCCCUUUCAUGACACCUGACUAUCUGUAUAACAAUCGUCUAUGACUGAGUCAAGUGAGGCUGGGCUUUGUAUCAGAUUUCUGGUCUUACAUUCAUUGUUUUGUCUAGUUUUUCAAAUUUCAAUUUAUCAUGCCUAUUGUGCUGCAGUUUUAGCUUGCUUGACACUCAAUAUUGAUAAAGGAAGGCACAAGGCACUCGGAGGAGUACCUGGCACGGAGUUCUUUCCAAAUUAGAUAUAGCUGGUGUCGUAUUUGAAAGCCUACAGAGGAAAGAUUGCCAGGCGGACGAAGAUAUCUUGGAGCACUAGCUAUGCAAAGCUUUUCAAGAGAUUUAACCGAUUCUAAACUACUUCCAGUGCGUGAUGAAGCAAGGAAGCUUGUUUAGGAGCUCCCUCAGGCUUCAAAUAAUCUUGAAACUCUUGAGGACGAAAGUGAAAUGCUAAAACUGAACAUCUAACGGGAGUGCACAAAUGAAACAGGGUCUGCAGAAACCACUGUCCAUGAGCAAGUGCUGUAGGGUACUUCUCUAUCCCUCUUUAGUUCUUUUGCCCCAAAUGUAUGAAAUGGUUCUCACUCACAUAAACAAAGCAUUUUGGGUUGAUAUUGAUCCCCUAAAGGGACAUAGUGUGCACUGAGAAAGUUUCAUAAGUUAGUGGUCCUCUCCUUGUAACAGCUGACAGGUUCUCCGCAGUGUAACACGAUUCACCAUCUGAUUCACUUUUUGAAUUCGUGAUUUCCUUAAAAUGGCGCCAAUAUAGACCAAAACCGACCAAAAGUCGCUUUUUUGAUUUGCAAUUUACUAGAAAAGUAGUGAAUCAUGUGAAACUGUUUCUCCAUCAAUUUCAAUUCCAAUUGUGUAUUUUGUUAUUACAAUCUAAUCCGUAGAAGUAUAUUGUUUUUUUGUACUUGGAGUGUUUAGGGACUUUAAUUAUGAGUAACACUUCCUUUGAAGAAUUGAAGUGCAUAUUUGAGAUUUUGUUUUCUUUAAUUAGAGUGAAUAUCAACAAUACACCAAUCGCACCUCUAAGUGUUGUUAAACAAAGAAGCAAAGUCAAUCUUUAACCACGUCCAAUCCACUCAUACCAUUGAGUAGUAUGAUGGAAGUACGGAACGGAAUUCAUAGGGAACAGUAGGACUCUCUACACUAUCCUAAUGGUUCAUUGUUGGACAACCUCGUUCUUGGGCUAUGUGGCAAUCUUGAGCAGAGAACUCAUGAAACAUCUCUACUCAUACCUAUUUCAAGUUUUGUUUGUGAAGUUACCCUGUGGCCUGUGCAGCUCCUCCGAUUUGAGAAGGGAAGCGCAAUGGUUGUCUCCUCGGAUGAUCGAUUAUGUGAAGGGAGGCUAGUCAUGAUGAACUUGAAGCUCAUCUUCAGACGUGAAGGUCGUGGAAGGUGUUGAGAGAUGGGUUUAAGAAUUUCCUUUAGUUAAUACUUUAUACUUCCUCUGUUUCAGAGCAAGUAUCCCACUUUUGCGUAAAUUUUAAAAAAAAAUGUAAGUUAAUAGAUAAAAAUAAAAGUUGGGAAUCAUGUGAGGGUCAAACGAAUUUGAAACACGAAUUGCUUUCUAAAUAAGGAAAUGGGAAACUUGUAGUGAAAUUGUCUAAAGUAGGAAUGACACUUGCUUUGAAAUGGAGGAACUAUGGUUUAUCUUAACUUGUAGCCUUACUCCCUAGUCCCUACAAUCCAUGAAUUAGAGACCCUUCUAUAAGCUAUUUUCUUUUUAUCGUGGCCCAUACUAAAUGUCAAAGUAGGUAGUAGCUAUGGCCUGUGGCAAGCAAGCUGGCAUUGCCUGACUAAGCCGAGAUCAUCAAAUUUUCCAGAUAUCUGAGCUCAAACAAGCAGAAGGGGCAACAUUCUUUAACAGCUGGUUUACCUGCCUAAAUUUCUUCUGACUUGGAAUCGAACUGCAGGUUGAAAUCUCAAUUAAAUGGAGAAAUUUACCAGAAUUUGAUGCUACCCGGGUUGAAUUUGAAGCUCUCAGACUAAGGUUUCACCUUCCUUGAGGCUUCGUAGUUGUUUGGUCGGCAGAUAAUGCCAUCCCUCAGCCAAAACCCCAAAUUUUUGUCACGUGCUCCAGCCGAAGCAAGCCAAGAGCAAAAGAAUUAGUCCAUGACAUACUGAUAGUUAGGUCAUUAUCGGGUUCUUGUUAGGAUUUGCAAGGGUUUAAGUGGGGAUAGAAGCUAAGAUUUCUGAGAGGAUUUACAUGGGAUGACGAUAAUGCUUGGUGCUUAACUUGGCUUGUUGCUUGUGCAUGACCGAUGACUAUGUUCUAAAAGUUCGCUUGGUUGUUUUUUCUUGAGCAGUCCAAAGGAACCAUAAAUUCAAGGUUACUAUGAUCUAUAUAUUAUGAUUUUGAAGUUUUUCUGGUUAGCAGCAUUUGGUUUACAGGUAAAUUUCCUCAGGAAUAAGGCCAGCUUUUAUCUUGGAGUAUAUGAUAAAGUUGAGUGAAUAAUGAGCAAUUUGAUGGGGGCUUGCAAAUUCUUGCAAAUUAUCAUAAUAUCCAGAAUCCCAUAAAAGUUAUUGUUAUGUGUUUGAGCUUUGAAGCACCAACACAAGGUGCCGAGUUUAAUGGAAAAAUUGAUUUUGAGAGGCUAGCUAUUGAAGGUGCAUGUUUCUUUAAUCUUAUUGAUAUGCCAAUUGGGACUGAUGUUUUAGCUCAUAUAGCCGACCAUAAUCUUUUUGAGUUGAGGCAUUGGCAUUUCAUUUAUAUGCCAACUAUGAAGCUAUAACGGUAAAAAAUAGAUCGAUUAUUGAAUCAUUUUUUGGGAGUAGAUCAAGAUUUGCCCUUCAUGCUUAUUUUGAUCAGGCCAUCAGGGGUAAGGUUGGAGAUUUGGCUAAAAGUAAGGGAAAGGUGGAAUUAUUCUUUCUUGUAGCUAGGUGCUUAGAAUCGAAUCUUUGUCACAAGAGUUAUAGGAAAAGACUUCAAUGACUUGACCAACCCAUAAUUUGGGCUCCUAAUGGACCCAGGACUCGUCGCACAAGGGAAUUUUCAAACUCCAAAUUAAGAUUGAUAGCUACUUUUGUCUGUUUUUGUCGAUUUAUAGUGAGGUUUUAAGUUUCUUUAAUGAGAUACUGAGAACCUUAAUAUGGAGCCACAUCUUAUAAAGGUGUUCUCUGUACUUUCCUAUAAAUUUCAAAUGGUUCACAUAUCCUUUUGAGUGUUUGAUGGGUUUGACGAAAUAUUGGUUUUGUAGAUGAUACAUUUAUGGUAAUAAGGACUUGGCAUGCAUAUGGUCUCUGAAUGUGAAGGAACUGUAGAAUGAGACCUCUUUGGGUGUGACGGAGUUUGGUAAGUGUGGUUCGAUAGUAAUUCCACCACCUUACGUUUCUGGCUCUAUUUUGAGGAUUGUGGUGAGGAAUGGACGUGUUUAACCGGGUACUAUUUGCGAGACUAAUUAAGAUAACGAAAACAUGCUCGUAAUUACUCUAUAUCACGUGUCGUUGAUUGUUAAUGAUCAAGUUUGUGAAUUUAUGAGAUAUAUCACCCUUUUUAACAUUCUCUUUUUCUUUUUGACCGAUUCAUUUAUUUCGGUUUUCUAAUAGCUUAAGCACAAAAGCAAUAAUAGAUGAUUUUCCUAUUUAUAAGA